This is a messenger RNA of Anthonomus grandis grandis, 792 nucleotides long. Its product is annotated as piggyBac transposable element-derived protein 3-like. Bases 1 to 792 code for a protein of 263 amino acids. The transcript has 2 exons. NCBI's taxonomy places the organism in Eukaryota, Metazoa, Arthropoda, Insecta, Coleoptera, Curculionidae. Gene Ontology annotation, molecular function: sequence-specific DNA binding. The record is from RefSeq and is a predicted model, not a curated record.
AUGGCACUGGACAGCGACAGCAGCAGCAGCAGUGACGAGGACGCGCCUACCCCUAGUACCAGCCAAAAAAAGUCUUCUGCUCCAACAUGUGUAAAGCAGCCAUUUGAAGGCAAAGAAAUGCCUACUAUGUUUGAUAACCAUGAACCUGAGCCAGUUUUGAGUCCAUGGGGUUAUUUUAGUAGAUAUUUCAAUGAUGAGUUUUUUGAAAUGGGGGCAGCAUUAACUUCUCAGUAUUACUUGCAACAACAUGGUAGGGAAAUCACUCCAAAAUUGACUGUUGAAGACAUUAGGCAAUUUUUUGAUAUGCAUGCGAUUAUGGGAUGUUUUAAGUUUCCUAGAGUCCACCUUUACUGGAGUAUCAAAUAUCGAUUACCUCUCAUAGCUAAUGUUAUGGCGCGUGACAGGUUUUAUAAACUUCGAACGAAUUUUCACGUAGUCGAUAAUCUAUCAGUAUCGGAUGAUAUCAAACAGAAGAAUCAUCUCUGGAAAGUUCAACCAAUGAUAGACCGAGUUCGACAAAGAUGUCUUGAAAUUCACAGGCCAGAGAGUGGUUGUUUUUUAAUUGAUGAGAAAAUGAUACCCUUUUUAAGACGAUGUCCUAUACGUCAAUUUGUCAAAAAUAAAUCAAGGCCGGUUGGACUUAAGAAUUUUGUCAUUACAACGUCUUGUGGUACAAUAUUGGACUUCGAAAAAUACCAGGGUUCCUUGACGCCAUUGCCAACUUGGUUUAGGGCCAUCAGUUAUUCUUCGUUUAAUACAAACCUUUCCACCUGGAAGCUUUAUUUUUUUUGA